Molecule: messenger RNA, 2124 nt
Organism: Aspergillus luchuensis
Lineage: Eukaryota; Fungi; Ascomycota; Eurotiomycetes; Eurotiales; Aspergillaceae
Gene: NHX1
Product: bifunctional K:H/Na:H antiporter NHX1
Exons: 5
Coding region: 1-2124 (707 amino acids)
Biological process (GO): vacuolar acidification; proton transmembrane transport; sodium ion transport
Cellular component (GO): late endosome; fungal-type vacuole membrane; early endosome
Molecular function (GO): sodium:proton antiporter activity
Source: RefSeq, a predicted model, not a curated record
AUGGCUACCCAAGUGAUGGGCGACUUUUUACACCAGCUACUCCGGAGAGCUGUGGAUUCGGAUACGGACCCCGAUGAUGCAGAUGCUCCGGAUACCGGCGAUAAGGAGUUCUUCAGCUCCUGGGCGCUCUUCAUCCUGAUUAUGUUGUUGAUGUUCGCGCUAUUCACGAGUUACAUUCUCCAACAGAAGAAGAUCCAGGCGGUUCAUGAAACAGUGCUGUCUAUAUUUGCGGGCAUGUUCGUCGGAUUGAUCAUCCGAUUGAGUCCUGAGUCACCUAUUCAGGAUAGCGUCACCUUCGAUUAUCAAUUCUUCUUCAACCUUCUCCUUCCUCCGAUUAUUUUGGCGUCGGGCUACGAACUACACCAGGCGAACUUCUUCCGAAACAUCGGUACCAUUCUCACCUUCGCUUUCGCGGGAACUUUCAUCUCUGCUAUUGUGUUGGGACUGGUCUUGUUUGUCUGGACGAGAAUUCCGUUGGAUGGGUUGAAUAUCUCCUUCGUUGAGGCUAUCGCAGUCGGUGCGACUCUGUCGGCGACGGAUCCAGUCACUAUCUUGGCUAUCUUCAACUUGUACAAAGUCGAGCCGAAGCUCUACACGGUCAUUUUUGGCGAGUCGAUCUUGAACGAUGCCAUCGCUAUUGUGUUAUUCGAGACUGCGCAGAAGUACGCCGACAGCGAUGCGGGUUCCUUGACUUUCUUGAACCUGUUCGAGGCUAUUGGAGUGUUCUUGCUGGUUUUCUUUGGAAGUAUGAUGGUGGGUAUCAUCGUCGGCAUUAUGACCGCUCUGGGCUUGAAGUACACGCAUGUGCGCCGCCAGCCCAAGAUUGAGAGUUGCUUGAUUGUCCUUAUCGCCUAUGCCAGUUACUUCUUCUCGAAUGGUGUCUAUCUGUCUGGCAUUGUGUCUCUUCUGUUCUGUGGAAUCACCCUCAAACACUAUGCGUACUACAACAUGUCGCGCCGUACCCAACUCACCACGAAAUACCUCUUCCAAGUGAUGGCGCAGUUGUCGGAGAACUUUAUCUUCAUUUAUCUCGGACUCGACUUGCUCGUCCAAAGACAUCUACAGUUCAAGCCUCUCUUUAUCCUGGUCGCCGUUUUCGGUAUCUGUAUUGCGCGUUACUUGGCGGUGUUCCCGCUGUCCAAGGCGAUCAACUGGUUCAUCCGAUACAGAGCCCGUCGCCGCGGCAUGGAUGUUGCUGACGAGCUGCCCUUCGCUUAUCAAGCAAUGCUUUUCUGGGCAGGUCUGCGCGGAGCUGUCGGUGUUGCGCUGGCCGCGGGCCUGAAGGGCGUCAACGCCCCGGCGCUGCGAGCCACUGUUCUCGUGGUGGUGGUGUUGACCGUCAUCAUUUUCGGUGGCACGACGGCCCGGAUGUUGGAGAUUCUGGGAAUUCGGACCGGAGUUGUUGAAGAGAUCGAAUCGGACGAUGAGUUUGACAUUGAGGUCACCAACGGUGGCACCUACUACAAACGCUCCGAUACAGGCUUGGGAUACACGCCUCGCCGUAUGGACUCGACCAUUCCGUUGGACGGAGUGCCGCGCGGCGAUAUAGACCGGAACAACAGCUAUUCGAGCGGCAACAACCGUCGCCCCAGCCCUCCUCCAUCCGGCUCGGGCCGUACGCGAGGCCAUGCCCGGCUCUAUUCCAACGCAUACAGCCAGAGAGAUUCAGGGCGUGAUCGUACGUCGACAGCCACGCUGCUGGGUGGUGCCGCCCGCAGCCACAGCGAUAGCGAUGUGGCCAGUGAGGACGAGUUUGGCUUGAGGACCACUGGAAAGAACCGUGUGGCAGAUGCCGAUCAAUUGGACGCUUUUGACCUUGAUGUCGAGGAUGCGCCGUCCGAUGACGACCUCCCCCCGUCCGCCCCGGCGCCGACUACGUCGCGCCUCAGGCGAUCGCCGUCCCAGCCUCAACAAUAUUUGGAGCCGUCGCAGACCACACCCCCUAACAAUACCUCGCCUAACCGGCGCGAAACCGGAUUGAGUGCUCGCGAUGCCAUUCGAGACCUCUUCUCGGGAGGACCGUCCGGGGACCACGCGGCGUGGUUCCGGCAGUUGGACGAAGAUUAUAUCAAGCCUCGACUUUUGUUAGAUCAGUCGAACCACAAGGGGCCUGGUGCUGUUUAG